This is a messenger RNA of Umbelopsis ramanniana AG, 1444 nucleotides long. RefSeq lists its product as uncharacterized. Bases 173 to 1087 code for a protein of 304 amino acids. NCBI's taxonomy places the organism in Eukaryota, Fungi, Mucoromycota, Umbelopsidomycetes, Umbelopsidales, Umbelopsidaceae. Gene Ontology annotation, cellular component: COPI vesicle coat. Gene Ontology annotation, biological process: retrograde vesicle-mediated transport, Golgi to endoplasmic reticulum; intra-Golgi vesicle-mediated transport; endoplasmic reticulum to Golgi vesicle-mediated transport. The transcript has 5 exons. The record is from RefSeq and is a predicted model, not a curated record. Gene Ontology annotation, molecular function: protein binding; structural molecule activity.
CACAUCUUAAACGCGAGCGAAGCAUACUUAUAGAGCUUGCUGUGAUACCACCACUACACUGCAUGCUUUAUCUGAGCUCCAAUUGAGGAUAUAUUUUUCUCAUAAAAACGACCAGACACGUCAAAGGCAGAGGGGCGGGCUUCAUCAGGUCAUCCAUACAUCUUUCGCCACCAUGGAUGAAUUUUCAGUGCUAUUUGCUGUUCGCAACUUGUUUGCAUUGGGUAACUACCAAAUUGCCAUCAACGAAUUGAGCACCUCCAGCCGACUUUUGCAAUCUCCUGAGGCCCAAGUUGAAGCCAAAGUUUACCUGUACCGUUCAUACGUUGGUCAGGGAAAGUACAACAUUGUGAUUUCCGACAUCACUGAGCGAGAUCCACCAGAAGUACAGGCCAUAAAGCUACUUGCCAUUUACCUCCAAGCCAAGCAGAAGGGAGAUCCUGCUGCUGCUGAGCAGGCGAUUUCAUCCAGCACUGCACUUUUGUCUGAUGGAGCCAACAAUAUCAAUCCCACCAUUCAACUUGCUACCGCCACCAUACAAGUCAACGAAGGUUUCCUGGAAGAAGCCCUGAGAAUUUUGCACUCCCGUGGAAAGAACUUGGAAUGUGCUGCACUUGUCAUUCAGAUAUAUGUGCAGAUGGAUAGAAUUGAUCUGGCCCGAAAAGAGGUUGCCAGUGUCAAAUCCUGGGCCGAAGAUGCACUGUUGGCUCAGCUCAUAGAAGCUUGGGUUGAUCUUCGCGUGGGAGGUGCCAAAUAUCAAGAUGCUUUCUACAUCUUUGAAGAGUUUGCUCAAUCAAACACUGCAGCCACUGUUAAGCUUCUCAACAACCUAGCUGUAUCAAACCUUGCACUUGGCAGAUACCCCGAAGCUGAGAGCCAACUGUUGGAAGCUUUGAACAAGGAUAAUAAUGAUGCAGAUACUUUGGUUAAUCUCAUUGUAUGCUCAAAUUUAACCAGCAAGCCUUUGGAUGUUAUCAGCAGAUAUGUAAACCAACUAAGAGAUGUCGCUCCACAACAUGCAUUUUUGCAAGACUUAGAUUUGAAGAACAGCUUGUUCGAUCGCGCUGCUGCUCGAUACGCUGUUGCUUAAAUACUUAUCCCUUAAAACUUCCUCAAUAAAUACAUUUGUAAAUCCAAAAAGUACUCCAUGUGUUGUCUUUCGUAAAUAUAGAUUAUAUUGUGCUCAUCCUAAAAACUCUGAUUUACGUGCUACUACUAUUGACAGCAAGAACCGCUAUUCUUGGCUGCGGGUGCUGAGUCAAGGUGAACAUCUUCCCUUUUCUUUGGUUGCUGUGUUUGCUGAGUAUCGAUCAAACGCUUCUUGAUAUCUCUUGCAAGAUCGAAGAACGCUUCUUCAACACCGAUAUUUGACUUUGCACUAGUUUCUUUGAAGUUAAUUCCAAGCUCUUGAGCCAAAGCCUGCCCUCUCUCUGUGGGGAUAACCUAU